Molecule: messenger RNA, 1278 nt
Organism: Striga hermonthica
Lineage: Eukaryota; Viridiplantae; Streptophyta; Magnoliopsida; Lamiales; Orobanchaceae
Source: the annotation of a GenBank genome assembly
AUGGCGGAAAAUUACAACGCCGAGUCUGUGGAGACGAAAAAGAUUAUGCCAAACCCCAGGGCUGAGAUAGAUUUCUCGCCGCCGUUCGAGUCCGUCAAGGAGGCCGUCGACCGCUUCGGCGGCGGCGGCGCUCCCUGGAUACCCAUUCACCUGCUCCGUUUAGCCGCUGCUCGGCACGAUAAUAACGAGCCAUUCGACAUGACCAAAAUGGAGGAAGAAGCAAUGCUGUUAGAAAGGGACCUAUUCAUGAAAGAACAGCAGACCCAUAAUGUCCUAAAAGAACUCGACGCCGCUAAAAAGCUGCUCGACAGCUUAAAACUCGACCUCAUUCCCGAAUUCUCUUCCUCCUCCGCCCCAACUCCUGACAAUAACUCAACCGAUCCGUAUUCUGCAGUCUCCCCGAGCCCCAUGUUCGUGGAACUAAAUCAAGCGAAACGAACCCUCAACCGCACGUCAACCGAUCUCGCCACAAUCCAAGCGUCCCUCGAGUCCCUCAACCGGAAGCUUCGUGAAGACAAGAUCUUGCUCGGGAGGACUAAAAUGCAAAUACAAACCUCCGAAAAUAAUCGAGAUCUUCACGAGAAGAAAUUAUUAGGCACCGCAGCCCUCCUCCCGGACGAGCUCAAGGACAAGGAGUUUACGAGCUUCGAGGCGGAGCAGUUCAAGAGGAUGACGGAAGCUUCUAGAUACGAGGUCGUAAAAGCGAUGGCCGAGAUCGAACGGACCAAAGACAGCAUCAAGAUGGCCGAGAUGAGGCUCCAUGCUGCCAAGAAAAUGGAGGAGGCUGCCAAAGCGGUCGAGGCCAUCGCCCUCGCCGAAAAAACCGCAUUUUCGAACGGGAAGAAAAGUUUGCCGGAUGUUGUUUUCCCUCCAAAAAAGGGCGAAAAACGGCCCGAGAUAUUCGAGGAGACCACGAAAAACGUUGUGUUGGAGCGCACGGGAAUUAAUAACAAUAACAACUUUGUGAAGUUCAAGUUCCGGAACUCGGUCGGGGCCCACAGGAGCCCACCGGAUGCUCCGGUGGGGGUGCGGAGGAUGGGCCCGCAGGACGAUGCUAUGGUGGGGAGGCGCGCGGAGGAUUAUCCUCCGGAAAGGGGACACGUGUCGUUGAGCCAGAUGCUGCAGGAACAGAGUCGGGGAAUCCUGCAUCAUCGUGACGAGCCGAAGGAAGAUGAGAAUAUUUUCGAGAAAAGGCAGUAUUUUUUCCAGAUGAAGAAGAAGAAGUUUGGGUUCAUUCAGGUGCCGGUUUAUAACAGGAAUAGCAAGAAGAAGAGGUGA